Molecule: messenger RNA, 2400 nt
Organism: Trichomonas vaginalis G3
Lineage: Eukaryota; Parabasalia; Trichomonadida; Trichomonadidae
Product: cyclin-dependent kinase inhibitor 2C-related family
Exons: 1
Coding region: 1-2400 (799 amino acids)
Molecular function (GO): protein binding
Source: RefSeq, a predicted model, not a curated record
AUGUCCGACAAAGACAUUCAUCCAAAUAAAUUUAGCGAACUGCGAAGUAUCGGUAAAUACUACAUUGAUUCAUAUAAUGCGUUGUAUCAGCUGAAAACUGAAAAGGAAGAAGAUUUAAACUCAAUUUACAAACUGAUCAAAACAGAAUUGAUUGAUUCACAUAAACACCCUCCCCAAAUAAUUAUUCGAGACAUUUUAAAUAUAAUUCCGUAUAAUAAUCGCUAUACAAAGUCAUAUUUAUACCUUGCCAAACUCUUAUCUGAUGAUUACCAUGUCACAGAGGUCAACUGCGUUGAAACUAUUUCAAAAUUCCUGUUUUACAAAGAAUAUUUUGAAAUAGACAAAUCUGCCGAUUUUGAAAACAUGAAUUCAGAAAAUCUUGAAAUUCAUACAGAAGAUACAAUUUACAUAGCAAUUAUGUAUAAUGACUUAGAAAGAUUCAUUACAUUCACUGAAAUAGAUGGAUUUGAUAAAGAUCAAACACUUGAGAAUAGUUUAUAUCCAGUUUAUUAUCAAGGAUAUUCAUUACUUGAAUUAUGUUGUUACCAUGGAGCAGUUGAUUGUUUUAAGUUGUUAAGAACGAAAUUUAGCUCAGAAAUAACUCAAAAAUGUCUUCAAUUUUCAUUUUUAGGCAGAAACAUAGAGAUCUUGAGUGAAUGUUUGAAAUAUCAAACACCAGAUGUAGAAUGUAUGGAAUAUGCAAUUAUUUCACACAACAUUGAUUUUUUUACAUUCUUGAUGAAUGAAUACAAUAUAAAGAUCGAUUUAUUUUAUUGCGCAAAGCAUAAUAAUCUUGAAUCAUUUUUAGUUUAUUUCGAUCAAACUAAUGAUAUUAACAAAUUCUAUAUUAAUUCUGGAAUGUUUAAUAUUCCAUCUCUUUGUGAAUAUUUCCUAUCAAACGGUGCAAAUAUCAAUGAAAAAGAUAAAUAUGGACGAACAUCUCUUCAUAAUUCAACCUACAAUAAUAGUAAAGAAAUAGCCGAACUUCUUAUUUCACAAGGUAUAAAUAUCAAUGAAAAAGAUAAUUUUGGACAAACAGCUCUUCAUUAUGCUGCACAAAAAGAUAGUAAAGAAAUAGCUGAACUUCUUAUUUCUCAAGGUAUAAAUAUCAAUAAAAAAGGUAAUGAUGGACAAACCGCUCUUCAUAUUGCAGCAGAAAAUAAUAGUAAAGGAACAGCCGAACUUCUUAUUUCUCAAGGUAUAAAUAUCAAUAAAAAAGAUAAACAUGGAACAACCGCUCUUCAUUAUGUAGCAGAAAAUAAUAGUAAAGGAACAGCCGAACUUCAUAUUUCACAAGGUAUAAAUAUCAAUGAAAAAGAUAAUUUUGGACAAACAGCUCUUCAUUAUGCUGCACAAAAAGAUAGUAAAGAAAUAGCUGAACUUCUUAUUUCUCAAGGUAUAAAUAUCAAUAAAAAAGGUAAUGAUGGACAAACCGCUCUUCAUAUUGCAGCAGAAAAUAAUAGUAAAGGAACAGCCGAACUUCUUAUUUCUCAAGGUAUAAAUAUCAAUAAAAAAGAUAAACAUGGAACAACCGCUCUUCAUUAUGUAGCAGAAAAUAAUAGUAAAGGAACAGCCGAACUUCAUAUUUCACAAGGUAUAAAUAUCAAUGAAAAAGAUAAUUUUGGACAAACAGCUCUUCAUUAUGCUGCACAAAAAGAUAGUAAAGAAAUAGCUGAACUUCUUAUUUCUCAAGGUAUAAAUAUCAAUAAAAAAGGUAAUGAUGGACAAACCGCUCUUCAUAUUGCAGCAGAAAAUAAUAGUAAAGGAACAGCCGAACUUCUUAUUUCACGUGGUGCAAAUAUCAAUGAAAAAGAUAAUUUUGGACAAACCGCUCUUCAUAAAGCAGUAAUUCAUAAUAAUAAAGAAACAGUCGAACUUCAUAUUUCACAAGGUAUAAAUAUCAAUGAAAAAGAUAAUGAUGGACAAACCGCUCUUCAUAUUGCAGCAGAAAAUAAUAGUAAAGAAACAGCCGAACUUCUUAUUUCACGUGGUGCAAAUAUCAAUGAAAAAGAUAAUUUUGGACAAACCGCUCUUCAUAAAGCAGUAAUUCAUAAUAAUAAAGAAACAGUCGAACUUCAUAUUUCACAAGGUAUAAAUAUCAAUGAAAAAGAUAAUUUUGGACAAACCGCUCUUCAUAAAACAGCACGUUAUAUAGAUAAAGAAACAGCCGAACUUCUUAUUUCACGUGGUGCAAAUAUCAAUGAAAAAGAUAAUGAUGGACAAACCGCUCUUCAUAUUGCAGCAGAAAAUAAUAGUAAAGGAACAGCCGAACUUCUUAUUUCACGUGGUGCAAAUAUCAAUGAAAAAGAUAAUUUUGGACAAACCGCUCUUCAUAAAACAGCACGUUAUAUAGAUAAAGAAACAGCCGAACUUCUUAUUUCACAUGGUGCAAAAAUAUAA